Molecule: messenger RNA, 603 nt
Organism: Alternaria ethzedia
Lineage: Eukaryota; Fungi; Ascomycota; Dothideomycetes; Pleosporales; Pleosporaceae
Exons: 2
Coding region: 1-603 (200 amino acids)
Biological process (GO): intracellular iron ion homeostasis; iron incorporation into metallo-sulfur cluster
Cellular component (GO): mitochondrion
Molecular function (GO): ferrous iron binding; iron chaperone activity; ferric iron binding
Source: RefSeq, a predicted model, not a curated record
AUGAAGCCAGCUACUCGAUUCGUCAGCACCGCCGUUCGUCGCGCCGCCCGAUCUUCCCUCCGCGUCCAGUCGUCCGCCAAUUGCAUCAUCGCCAGCCGAGCUCCUGCCAUCAGCCAUGCUACCCCCGUUCGCAGCUUCCACGUAUCAAUGGGCAUGAGGGUGGGUAUUAUGCCUGGUGAGGAGGACCCGAAGCCCAAGGAGAGUGAAGCCCACGACGAACCUGGCAAACCCACGGAGCUCUCAAUAGAAGAAUUCCACGAGCGCGCAGACUACUACCUGGGCGAGCUGGUACAGAGGUUAGAGGAGGCUCAGGAGAAUGACCCUGCCAUUGAAGUAGACUACUCCGCUGGCGUGCUCGAAGUCACUUUCCAAGAGAACACAUUCGUACUGAACAAACAACCCCCGAACAAGCAGAUCUGGCUCAGUUCCCCAAUCUCUGGGCCGAAGCGAUUCGACUGGGUCGUCGCACAAGAAGGCAUGGACUUCAAGGAGGGUGGUGGCAUCGGCGACUGGGUAUACAUGAGGGACGGCAGCUCGCUCACUGAGAUUCUCAGGAAAGAGCUGGGCGUUGACGUCAGUGUGGAUGACCAGGUCCCGCGUUAA